Molecule: messenger RNA, 1041 nt
Organism: Linnemannia hyalina
Lineage: Eukaryota; Fungi; Mortierellomycota; Mortierellomycetes; Mortierellales; Mortierellaceae
Source: the annotation of a GenBank genome assembly
AUGGGUCAAAUUCUUUCGACACCAAUCACGGAGAAGCACUCGUCUGCAGGCCACGACAAGCGUCAUGCCUACGGAGCAUCUGCCAUGCAAGGAUGGCGUGUCACCAUGGAGGAUGCGCACACCACUCUUCUGGACAUGGAGGAUGAAAAGGGCUGCUCCUUCUUUGCCGUCUUUGAUGGUCACGGUGGUCCUAAUGUGGCCAGGUACAGUGGCGAGGGAUUGCAUGAGAGGAUUGUGGCGGAUAAGGCCUUUGCUGCGGGCGAGUACAGAGCCGCGAUCAAGAAUGGAUUCCUCGAGAUGGAUAGAGCACUCCGCUAUGAUCCUGAAUACGGUAACGACACUUCGGGAUGCACUGCUAUCACCACACUCGUCACCGACAAGAACGUCCUGUUUGUCGCAAAUGCUGGAGAUUCGCGUGCAGUCCUUGGAACUGACGGUCUGGCUACUGCACUUUCGAACGAUCACAAGCCCGUCAACAGAGAGGAAUCACGGAGAAUUGUUGCCGCAGGAGGAUUUGUCGAGUCAGGACGUGUCAAUGGCAGCCUGGCACUUUCUCGGGCGUUGGGAGACUUUGAAUUCAAGACGAACGAAACGUUGGGACCUGAUGAUCAGAUUGUCACCGCAAAUCCUGUGAUUGUAGAGCAUGAGCUGGGAAAGGACGACGAGUUCCUUGUUCUCGCUUGUGACGGCAUUUGGGAUUGUAUGACCUCGCAGGAGGUGGUGACAUUUGUGCGUAAGGGAAUCGCAGACCGGAUCCCAUUGGACGUAAUCUGUGAGAUGACUAUGGACCACUGCUUGGCGGCAGACAGCGAGGCGACGUACAUUGGCUGCGACAACAUGACGAUGGUCGUGGUUGCGUUCUUGCAGGGCAGGACGGUCGAGGAGUGGUACGAGGCUGUGAGCGACCGCGUUGCCGCCAGGGGUGGAGCAGGUCCUCCCCCUGCCCUGGACGGUGAGGUUGCAGUCUUCCGUCCUAAUGGGGAUGAAGACCCUGAGCUCCUUGCUGAAGAGUCUGCUUCUAUCCGUGCCGCCAUCAUCUAA